GGGAGGGCACGGACAUGGCGAGGCAACACGCAAAGACGCUGUGGUAUGACCGCCCACGGUAUGUUUUCCUGGAGUUCUGUGUGGAGGACAGCACAGAUGUUCAGGUCAUCAUCGAGGAUCACCGAUUGGUGUUCAGGUAUCUGAAUUUUGGCAGUUGCAAAAACGCAGAUGGAGUAGAAUUCUACAAUGAGAUCAACUUGUAUGCCAGAGUGAACUCCAAGGACUCACGAGAGAAGCGCUCUGACCGCUCCAUCACGUGCUUUAUGAGGAAGUGGAAGGAGAAAGUGGCCUGGCCCCGCAUCACCAAGGAAAACAUCAAGCCAGCCUGGCUCUCCGUUGACUUUGACAACUGGCGAGACUGGGAAGGGGACGAGGAGGUGGAGAGGGCCAUGGUGGAGGAGUAUGCAGAGCUCCUGCAGAAGGUGACGGACAAAGCACCCCCUCCGACCAUGGAUGACCUGGAUGACGACCUCUGAAGCACGGCUCCACGGAGCAGCGCACAGCAACGAGCAACGGGACACAGGCGAGGAAAGCGGAGCCCCGAGGAAUGACGCCGGUUUGCGGCAGAGCGCGGCGGAGCCCAAUGCACGGCGGCGAGAGCCGCAGGCUCUCC
This is a messenger RNA of Meleagris gallopavo (turkey), 613 nucleotides long. Lineage: Eukaryota; Metazoa; Chordata; Aves; Galliformes; Phasianidae. The record is from RefSeq and is a predicted model, not a curated record.